Mus musculus (house mouse) is the source of this 1924-nucleotide messenger RNA. It is a transcript of the gene Sdr16c6, whose product is annotated as short chain dehydrogenase/reductase family 16C, member 6. The transcript has 6 exons. The record is from RefSeq and is a predicted model, not a curated record. Bases 419 to 1072 code for a protein of 217 amino acids. Lineage: Eukaryota; Metazoa; Chordata; Mammalia; Rodentia; Muridae.
UAGAACAUAGGAACAUCUUGGUUUUCAGCUCUAUGACUCAGGCAUGAUUGAAAUAGACAUAUUAGUAACCUAGACUGCAGUAACCCUAUCAGAGGAAGGAAUUGGACAUAUGGGAUUAAUGGCUUUCUCAAAAAAAGACUAAUGUACCAGCCUCUAGUCAGAGUCUCAAGGCUGAUUCAAAAUAUUUGAACAAACAAGCCAAAGAAAAAGAAUAUAUAAAACUAGCAACUCUAUUAUUUUUAUCUGUGUUACUCUUUUCAGCAAAUGUGCACCUCAUAAACCAAUUCAUCACUACACCUUGGCCUUAUGAAAUGUAUUUUGCUGUCAUCAUUCCUGUUAAACAGAGGAAGAAGCCAUGGAGCACUGACCUUGUAGUUUACCCAAGAUCACAAGGCAGAAACUGGCAAGAGACAGAGUCAUGGCAGGUAGCUGGGAGUCACAGGUUAAAGAAGAAGUCGGUGAUGUCACAAUUCUUAUUAAUAAUGCAGGUGUUGUGACAGGAAAGUCAUUCCUCAAUACUCCGGAUCACUUGGUGGAAAAAUCAUUUCUUGUCAAUGCCAUUUCUCACUUCUGGACUUGUAAGGCCUUCCUUCCUGCCAUGGUUAAAGCUAACCAUGGUCACCUGGUCUGUAUUUCAAGCAUAGCAGGACUCGUUGGUAUUAAUGGACUGUCAGAUUAUUCUUCAAGCAAAUUUGCAGCCUUUGGCUUUGCCGAGUCUCUCUUCCUUGAAUUAACUAUGAUAAUGAAAACUAAAGUUAAAAGUACCAUCGUUUGCCCCUAUUUCAUCAAAACUGGAAUGUUUGAAGGCUGUACAACCAAGUAUCCACUUCUCUUACCUCUCCUGGAGCAGGAGUAUGUGGCUCAAAAAAUUUUCAAUGCUAUUUUAGAGGAACAAGUUUACCUCAUCAUACCCAAGUUUGCAUAUGUUGCAUUGUUUCUCAAACAAAUAAUAUCUCCAAAAAUGAUGAUUGCCCUGGGCGAGUACCUUGGUGUGGACACAUGUAUGACUUCGUUCACAGGGAGAGUCAAAGCAGAGGAGCUGCAGAUGGAAACAAAAAGGAAAGAGCAAUAGCUCAGCCAUUGACCAUGAUAAUCACAUGUACAGAUGAGACAGUACACUGUUGGGAAUCCCUGUAAUGGUUGCAGCAUGCCAGCAUAACCUAGGGUCAUCCAGGCAUUGGGAAAUAUGCAGUUUUGCAGUUUGUCUUCUCAGGAGACAGUUUGCACAUGACUCUUUCUCUUUAUCUCUUCUCUCUCCUUGUUUUUUUUUCUCUCUCUCUCAAAAAGGGUCUCAAUAUACUGUCUAGACUGGCCUUUCAUAAUCCUGCCUCAGUCUUUAAGGGCUGGAUUUGAAUGCAUUUAUCACAUUUCUCAGGCAUACUGAUAUUGUUCUAAACAUUUAUAUUAUCUUUCCAGAUUUCCAAAUAAUUCUUAAGCUUGGUAAAUAAAAAAUGUUGCAAUCUUUUCAGAGAAUUCUAAAAAGACUAUAGGAUCCUAUAAUAGAUCCAAUGAUCUAUAGUGUCAUAUAGAUCCUAUAGUUAUAAAACAUUAAUGCAAAUUGGCCCAAAUCUCAUUUAAAAAUAAAUAUUUCCAAAAAAGAAGUAAUUAUAAGUAAUGAGCUUGCAAAUCAGUGCUGUGGACUGAUAACUCUUAGUUAAAAGUGUUUACUUCGCAAAAUGAAGGCUAAUUUGUGUUGCCUAUUAACUAACUCCUACUAGGUUUAGAUGACUAUAUGAAGACUGUUAGUGCAACUAAAACUAAACAUGCUUAUUGAAUUAAAGAAAUCUGUAACUUACCAGUUUUGUUUGCAUCCCAAUGUGUUGAAAAAUUCUUCACUCUUUUACUUCAUAAGGAAAAUAAGCAAUUUAGCCUUUCUAUACUCUGCGGGCUUGUAAAUAAAACUUGUUUUUAUAAUAACAUCAAG